Coffea eugenioides is the source of this 3639-nucleotide messenger RNA. Its product is annotated as probable phospholipid-transporting ATPase 4. NCBI's taxonomy places the organism in Eukaryota, Viridiplantae, Streptophyta, Magnoliopsida, Gentianales, Rubiaceae. The transcript has 11 exons. The coding region runs from base 1 to 3639 and encodes 1212 amino acids. Gene Ontology annotation, cellular component: plasma membrane. The record is from RefSeq and is a predicted model, not a curated record. Gene Ontology annotation, biological process: phospholipid translocation. Gene Ontology annotation, molecular function: ATPase-coupled intramembrane lipid carrier activity; ATP binding; magnesium ion binding.
AUGGUGAAGGCAUCAGGGAAGAGGAAGCAGAAGAUAAAAUGGAGUAAACUGUAUACGUUUUCGUGCUUGAAUCCUCGCACUACAGAUAAUGAUGCACCAAAUCAACAGCUUCUUGGGCAGCCGGGGUUUUCGCGAGUAGUGUUCUGUAAUCAGCCUGAGCUGCAUAAGAUCAAGCCACACAAGUAUCCCAGCAAUUACGUGUCGACUACUAAGUACAAUUUCAUGACAUUCCUUCCUAGAGCACUUUUCGAGCAAUUUCGCAGGGUUGCCAAUCUGUAUUUUCUGUUAGGAGCAGCAUUAUCUAUUCCCAAGUUGGCUCCUUUUGGUCCUGCAAGUAUGAUUACACCCCUUGUAUUCGUUGUGGGAAUCAGUAUGCUCAAAGAAGCUAUAGAAGAUUGGAGUAGAUUUUUGCAGGACAUGGAUGUGAACUCCCGGAAAGUGAAGGUUCACUCAAGGAAUGGUUCUUUUGUUGAAAAGACCUGGAAAGAACUUUCUGUGGGGGAUAUUGUGAAAGUAAACAAGAACGAAUACUUUCCAAGUGAUCUCCUCUUGUUGUCUUCUAGCUAUGAGGAUGGUGUUUGCUACGUUGAGACCAUGAACCUUGAUGGAGAAACCAAUCUGAAACUGAAAAGGAGCUUAGAAGCAACACUUAGUCUGGAUGAUGAUGUGGAAUAUACAAAGUUCCAAGCCACAAUACAAUGUGAGGAUCCAAAUCCAAACCUCUACAGUUUUGUAGGAAAUUUGGAGUUUAAUAAUGGAACAUAUCCCCUGUCCCCAACCCAAAUUCUAUUAAGAGACUCAAAACUUCGGAAUACAGAAUACGUGUAUGGAGUAGUGAUAUUUAGUGGACCAGAUGCAAAAGCAGUGAGAAAUUCCACCAGAUCACCAUCGAAAAGGAGCCGCAUAGAGAGAAGGCUAGACUAUCUUAUAUAUGUUCUUUUUCUGUUAUUAGUUAUGAUGUCAGUAGUAAACUCAAUUGGCUCUGCAUUGGUCUUAAAAUCUGAAGCCGAUAUGUGGUGGUACCUUCGCUUGCAAGAAAAUGCUGAUUCACCACUCAAUCCAUCAAAGCCUGUAACGUCGUUUUUCUUGCAAUUUGUAAGGGCCCUCAUUUUGUAUGGUUACCUGAUUCCCAUAUCACUGUAUGUCUCAAUUGAAGUUGUCAAAGUUCUACAAGCCAUGCUUAUCAAUAAGGAUAUGAGGAUGUAUGAUGAAUUAUCAGGUAAGGCAGUGGAAGCCCGAACAUCAAAUAUAAAUGAGGAACUUGGACAGGUUGAGAUGAUCCUCUCAGACAAAACAGGAACCUUGACUUGUAAUCAAAUGGAAUUUAGGAAGUGUUCCAUAGAAGGAAUAUCUUAUGGUGGUGAAAUAAAUGAAGUUGAUCUUGCAGCUUCCAGAAGAAUGAAUGUUGAUGUAGAAAGGUAUAGGAUCAGCAUAGAUGGAUCAGAUUCCACAGGGGAAAGCAUUGAGAUGUUUGAGUACUCUGUAGCUGAAGCUGAUGCAAAGCAAGCUGUUUUAGGUUGUGAUCAUGCCAUAGAGAAUUCAGAUAUUGAACAUAGAAGAAUUCCUGUAUCAGGGAAAGAACCUAAUAUUAAGGGUUUCAAUUUCAGAGAUGAUCGCCUUAUGGACAAAAUGUGGAUCCACGGGUCAAAUGUACAUGACAUGAUAAUGUUUUUCAGAGUUAUGGCUCUGUGCCAUACAGGCAUUCCGGUUGAAGAUGGUAACAGCAGGAGACUGAAGUAUGAAGCAGAGUCCCCUGAAGAAGUUACAUUUCUAAUAGCAGCGCAAGAGUUUGGAUUUAAGUUCUGUCAAAGAACUCAGUCUGUGAUGUUUCUUCAAGAGCUCGAACCUUCUUCAGGAAUUGAAGUAAAGAGGGAGUACAAGCUUUUGAAUCUUUUAGAGUUCAACAGUGCAAGGAAAAGAAUGUCUGUGAUAGUAAGCAACGAGGCUGGGGAGAUCUUUCUAUUUUGCAAAGGAGCUGACAAUAUCAUCUUUGACAGACUAGCGGACAAUGGUAGGAUAUAUCAGCAGGCUACAACGGCUCAUCUAUCAAAUUAUGCAGAAGAUGGUCUACGCACGAUGUUGUUUGCAUACAAGAAGAUUGAAGUGGUAGAAUAUGAGAGUUGGAAUACAUUGUUUACAAAAGCCAAGGCAACAGUAGGUACUGAAAGAGAAGAGCUACUUGAGCAUGCCUCUGAAAUGAUUGAAAAAGAUUUGUUUUUGCUGGGGGCAGUAGCAGUUGAGGAUAAGCUACAGAAGGGGGUUCCUGAGUGCAUUGAUAAACUUGCACAAGCUGGGCUGAAAAUCUGGCUGCUAACUGGUGAUAAAAGAGAAACGGCAAUGAAUAUUGGAUUUGCUUGCAGUUUACUUCGCCAUGACAUGAAACAAUUCCAUUUGGUUUUGAGCAAAGAAGCUGAAUCCAGUCAUCAGUUAAAGGCUGUGGAAGAAGACAUUUUAUCCCAAAUCAGGAAUUCAUAUCAGGAAACUGUUAAAGGCAACAACAAGGAUGUCCCUUCUGCUUUGAUAGUGGAUGGGAAAGCCAUGGAAGUUGCUCUAAGAAGCGAGAUCAGCAACCAGUUCUUACAGUUAGCAGUAAUGUGUGAUUCAGUGAUAUGCUGCCGUGUUUCUCCCAAGCAAAAAGCUUUGAUCACUCGCCUUGUAAAAGAAUACACAGGUAAGACAACCUUAGCAAUUGGAGAUGGAGCAAAUGACGCGGUCAUGGCAAGUGACUUUUCUUUGCCUCAGUUCUAUUUCUUGGAACGUUUACUAAUAGUUCAUGGGCAUUGGUGUUACAAGAGAAUCUCCAAGAUGAUUCUCUACUUCGUGUACAAAAAUGUUGCAUUUGGCUUGACAUUAUUCUACAAUGAAAUUUACAGCAAUUUCUCGGGUGAUGAUCUGUAUGACGAUUGGUAUAUGGUCCUAUUCAAUGUUCUGUUGACAUCUUUGCCUGUGAUUGCACUAGGUGUUCUAGAGCAGGAUGUUUCAGCUGAUGUCUGUCUGCAGUUUCCAGCACUUUAUCAACAGGGACAAAGAAACAUAUGUUUCAGCUGGAAACGUAUCUUUGGCUGGAUAUUGAAUGCCACUCUUUCUUCUGUAGCUAUCUUCACAGUCACCAUAUACAUAUUUUCUCCAGCUGCACUCAGACAAGAUGGAAAGGUGGCAGAUCUAGCACACAUCGGAACCAUCAUGUAUACAUGUGUAAUCUGGAUAGUAAACUGCCAGAUUGCACUCAUAGUCACACACUUCACUUGGAUUACCCAUGUUCUGAUCUGGGGAAGCAUCUUGUGCUGGUAUAUCUUCUUAGUCUUGUAUGGUAUGCUUCCUCCUGAGCAUUCUCAAGGUGGUUUUCACAUCCUUAUUGAGGCCAUUGGGACUGCACCAAUGUAUUGGAUUGUAACAUUUCUUGUAGUAGUUGUUACACUCCUUCCAUACUUCAUUUUCACUAUAAUCCAAAGAUCAUUCUACCCCAUGGAUGAUCAUGUGAUCCAAGAGAUCAAGUACGGUAGAACGGAUGUAAGCAACAAACCAAUGUGGUUGAGGGAGCAGCAGAACUCCAGGAAGAGGAUUCAAAUUGGAUUUUCUGCAAGAGUUGAUGCAAAAAUUCGUCACUUGAAGGAAAGAUUGCACCGAACGAAAAAAUGA